UCACUCGUCUCCCCAUCUCCGCCAUCGUCAAAUCGUCGUCAAUCCAGGCACCCUCUCCAGAAACACAUUCUUUCCAAAGACCAACUUCCCGCCACAGCAACUGGCUACAAAAAGCUCGCCGCGCUCCGUUCCAUUCCUACCCGACAUCCUGCCCACGAUCGACAUCGCCCCUCCGAGGCGCCACACUUAUCACUGCCACCGCCUGCCCGGCUCUCCCAGCAACCGACCUCCAACACCCCAGACAUCAGCCUCUUGCAUGUGCCUCAGACACGCCCCGAGGUCUGAGACGCCGUCCUGCUUCGCCUUAUCAUUAUUAUAACAUCAAGGACACGUUUCCUGUCCUUCGCCGUUCCUUCACCACCACCGCCCAACAAUCACCAUGGCCGCUACCCUUCCUCCCGAUCCCUACCUCGCCCUUGGCGUGUCCAAAGAUGCCGAUGCUGCGACAAUCAAGUCGACAUACCGCAAACUCGCCCUCAAGUGCCACCCGGACAAGGUCACAGACGAGUCACUGAAGAAGCAGAAGCAGGAGGAGUUCCACAAGAUUCAGCAAGCCUACGAGAUUCUAUGCGACGACGAGAAGCGCAAGAAGUACGAUGCAGAAGUGCGAUUUAUGGAAAAGCUACGGAACGAGCGAGGACCUCAAGCGGACGUGAAGGCCGCGCGCUAUGAGACCCGCACUGCAGCUCCCGCAGGGGCUUCCUUCGGCGCAACCGGUGCUGGUCGUUAUGAAGAGCGUAGACCGAGAUCGUAUGAGGACGAUCGGUACUUCGAAGACCGAGCUGCGAGGAAGUACGAUACCUACGAGGCCUAUCCUCGUGCAUCCCGCUCCUCACGCGAAAAGGAAUCUUCGCGUUCCACCAAGGCCUCCACAGACCGAACACGAUCAGAGCGCACCAAGACACGAGAUCGAGAGGAAAGGAGAGAGCGCUCUGGAAAGUUUGUCUAUGUCGAGGAUGACUCGUCGUCCACGGACGAGAAGGCCCGCUAUGAGUCGGACUAUCGACGACGCAGCGACGACGACCGCCGAAGGCACGACGAGGACGAGAUUCGGAGGAAAGCUGCAGAGGAUCGCCGCAAAGCCGAAGAGCGACGAUCCUACGAGGAGGCCAAGGAGCCCCGACGCCACCGCAGCGGAGAAGCCGAACUGGACCGCCAGCGCAAGCUGAGCGAACUGGAACAGGACGCAGUCCGCUACAUUCACCUCUCCAGAGUGGAGGCCGAGGCGAGACCAUCCGCCAGCAGGGCCUCGUCGUCACGGGACACACGCCCGGAUCCCUACGAAAGCCGUUCCUCGCGCCCGCGACCAGACACGGUGCGCCGCUCGUCUGCUCGCCCGAGGGAUCGCCCCUCGUCCUCAGGCCGAGACAGCCAUCGUGACCGCAGGGGCGUGCCCGAGAUUGUAGACUGGGAAGAGGAGCGCAGGGCACCCCCAUCCUUCAAGCACUCCUCCUCCUCCCCGGCCGAAAUCCACAUUCCCCGCGCCACUCCCCAACGCUCGCAUACCGACUACCCUGACGGCCAUCGGGGCUCCACCUCCCCAACACCCCAAUUCCGCCGCUCCGAAACCAUGCCCACCGUCCCCUCCUCUUCCUCCUCACGUAGGAAGGAAGCAUCCGCCCGUCCCUCCGGCCUCCGCACGUCGGAAACCGCAGACCUCCCACCCUUCACAGAGUACCCCUCUGUACCUCCCCCGCUCUCCACCAAAUACUACCACUACCCGACUCCCGGCGGCGGCGUGUCUCUGCGCCCCGAGGACGUGACCGCUUCCAGCGGGCAUCGCACCGUCCUGCACGAGCCGUCGAGAUAUCGGGCCCGCUCGCCGAGCCCGCUGUCGAGACCGCCCAUGGGAGCGAAUCGCCCCGCUGUCGCCGAACCCGUGCGCAUGACGUCGAGUAGCUCUUCGUCGGCGAUUCCGCCACCGCCUCUGGGGAGGAGCUCGAGUCGUGUGAGUCCCACGCGGGGCAGGGGCGAGAGGUUGUACGGCGAGAUCUCUCCGGAUGCUCUGCGGCGGGAGCGGGAGCGGGAACGGGAGAGGGAGAGUGCGAGACAUCAGACCAAGUUUGACAAGGUGUCGUAUGCGCCCAAGAUUGGGCCCGAGGAUAUCCGGUGGAGCGCGAGUCGAGGGAGGGAAACUGAAAAGGAGAGGGGAGAUGGGAGUUAUACGAAGCCGAGUCUGUCGAGGUAUGCGACGUAUGUGUAUUAGAGCAUUGGUGAUAAGGUUGGUGGUUUUUUGCAUGCAUCGGUUUGGGAAUGGUCGGGUGCAUCAGUGCAUAUGGCACGGAACGGUAUGGUUUUUCACGCUUUCCUCUUUUCUUUACUAAGGGGUUGUCUCUCCUCUUAUUCAUACUCAUUUCACCUUUUUCCUUCGUUUUACCACUGAGGCCCUGCCACGGGUGGGACCGAGUGAGCGAGCUAUCGCCCAUGAUGGUUGUGUAUAUCCAGCGCAAUUUUGCUUAUUGUUUUUGGAGAAUGUCUUGUGCUUGUGGGCUUUUUGGGCCUUUUUGUCAUUCGCUUGGUUGGGAUGGAUAUUUGGAAAGAAUAAGAAAUGAAGGCCUUGGGCCUAAGGCGUCGGUAUGAUUUUUGGUAUAAGAUAACUAUAACUCGAAAUAGGGAGGGGAACAGGACGGA
This is a messenger RNA of Westerdykella ornata, 2631 nucleotides long. RefSeq names its product DnaJ-domain-containing protein. The record is from RefSeq and is a predicted model, not a curated record. The transcript has a single exon. The coding region runs from base 380 to 2206 and encodes 608 amino acids. Lineage: Eukaryota; Fungi; Ascomycota; Dothideomycetes; Pleosporales; Sporormiaceae.